Molecule: messenger RNA, 357 nt
Organism: Opisthocomus hoazin
Lineage: Eukaryota; Metazoa; Chordata; Aves; Opisthocomiformes; Opisthocomidae
Source: RefSeq, a predicted model, not a curated record
AUGGCAGUGAGGAAUGAGGACAAAAGUGUGAGAAGCAGCACCUCUGUGACCAUCAAAGUCAGAGAAGGACGGGAGGAGGUGCUCCAGGACUACAAGGGCCAAAAAUUAGCAGAACAGAUUUUUCAAGGAAUCAUUCUUGUCUCUGCAAUAAUUGGCUUUAUCUAUGGAUACAUCACUGAACAGUUCGGCUGGACUGUCUACAUAGUUAUGGCUGGGUUUGCUUUAUCGUGUUUGCUAACGCUCCCUCCAUGGCCUAUGUACCGCCGCAAUCCUCUGAAGUGGCUGCCUGUCCAGGAGUCGGGAACAGAAGAAAAGAAGCCAGCAGACAGAAAGCCAAAGAGACACGCUAAAAGCUAA